Anopheles bellator is the source of this 2867-nucleotide messenger RNA. RefSeq names its product xaa-Pro aminopeptidase ApepP. Gene Ontology annotation, molecular function: metalloaminopeptidase activity. The record is from RefSeq and is a predicted model, not a curated record. The transcript is spliced from 7 exons. Lineage: Eukaryota; Metazoa; Arthropoda; Insecta; Diptera; Culicidae. Bases 414 to 2579 code for a protein of 721 amino acids.
GGUGCAGUUCAGAUCUUGGCGCGGUCCUUCGCUUACUCGGCCGCGGAUCAAGCGAUCAGGCGUGCGGUCCACAGUUUAAUUAUCGCCCUCUCGGUGACGCGCGAGAAAGAUCGCGAGAUCGCGCCUGACAUUGACAUUGGGGAGAGGCCACCGUUGUUGCAGCCGUGCACCGAGCAGUGGGUGUGGUUGGCGAGGCUGUCCGCGCGUGACAGGCAUCAUCAUCAUCAUCAGAAGUGUUCGUCUCGAUCGUCCAAAAGUGUGCCCAGCACGUCCACUCGUGACGCAUCACCGGGAUUCGACGCCCAAGCUACGAUGCCAACCGCUUUGGCACGCAGCAGUACAUAGUGUCGUGCCCGGAAGCUUCCGGAAAAUUACUUUCCCACCUACACCGCCCACGCACAUCGUACGGCGUGAUGAAAAUGCAGCGAAUGAAAAGUGUCCCACCGUUCGGCCAGCAGCAUCUGUUGGCGCUAGGAUCGUUCUUAGUGAUCGCAUCCAUCCUGUUGGCAUCGUGCGAACGGGUCUCGGCCAACGGGGGGGAGUUUCACGGGAUUCGACGUGCCAAGUGUCAGCAGGGUCGCGAUCGUACCCAGAUCUACGAAGGAGUCGAUAAUGUGCUAAUGAAGCGGCUUCAAGCGCUGCGCACCGAGAUGCGCACAAGGACCUCAACGCAGAGCGCGGAGCUGGACGCGUAUCUGGUGCCGUCGUACGACGAACAUCAAUCUCAGUACCAGAUGGAGUCGGAUCAGCGGAUAAAGUUCUUGACCGGCUUCAGCGGGACCGAGGGUGCGGCGGUGGUGCUGCUUCGGUCGGCAGCCUUCUGGGUGGACGACCGGUACGUGGAACAGGCCGACCAGGAGCUGAACUGUGCCUGGCGGCUGUUCCGGCAGGGCGAGCGCCCGUCGAUGGCCGAGUACCUGUUGGCGGAGCUGACCCCCGAAACGCUGGUCGGUGCCGACCCCCAGCUUAUCCCGCGCUCCCAGUGGAAAGCCCUCGAGACGGACCUCAGCUCCGACUACAUCCGGAUGGUGCGCAUCAACCGCAAUCUGGUGGAUAUGGUGUGGGGCAGUAAGAGGCCUGCCCCGAAGUCGAACCAGAUCCGGGUACAUCCGGUCCGGUUUGCUGGCGAACGGUGGGAGGCCAAGGUCGCGCGGUUGCGGGCCAACCUCACGGCCCUGCGCUGUGACGGGAUGAUCGUGGUGUCGCUCACCGAGAUUGCGUAUCUGUUGAACCUGCGCGGCAGUGACAUUCCGUACGUUCCCGUGUUCAAGGCUUAUCUGCUGGUCACGCACCGGGAGCUACUUCUCUACACCAACACCAGCCGCGAGACGCUCAGCCUGAAGAACCAUCUGAAGGCGCACUCGUGCCACAAUGAGCACUGUGUCCAGGUGCGCGAGUACGGCGACGUGUGGCGCGAUGUGCGUACGAUGGCCCAACAGUGGCAGCGGCUGCUGGUGCCGAGUGCCGUCGUGUUCGAUACCGGCGCCUCGGAAGCGAUCCACGCGACACUUCCCCGGAACGUCAUCUUCGAGCGGCCAUCGCCCAUCAUCUUCAUGCGGGCACAGAAGAACGACGUCGAGAGGCAGGGCAUGCGACGGGCGCACGUACGCGACGGUGUGGCCAUGUGCGAGGUACUCAGUCGGCUGGAGGAUCGCUACCUGGCCGGUGACCACAUCACGGAGAUGUUUCUGGUCCGGGAAAUCGAUCACGCCCGCAAAAUCCAGAGCAACUCGGAGGGUACAGCGUUCCCAACGAUUGUCGCGUUUGGCACGCACUCGGGCCUCCCCAACUAUGUGCCUUCGAACCGCACCAACAUAGAAGUGGGCGACGGCAUGCUGCUGAUAGAUUCCGGCGGACAGUACGAGGACGGCACAACGGACGUGUCCCGUACGCUGCAUCUGGGCGAUCCGUCCGCCGAACAGAUCCAGGCCUAUACGAGCGUUCUGAGUGGCAUGAUCCGCCUGUCGAUGCUAACGUUUCCGGAGAACCUAAAGCCGGCCGAGCUGGACGCGAUAGCCCGGGGACCGGUCUGGGGCUCGAUGAACGAUUAUCCGCACGGCACCGGACACGGUAUCGGCUCUUACUCGGCGGUCCGUGAAUCUCCCAUUAGCAUCUCGUAUACGACGAAGCAGCGAUUCACCUUCAAGGAGGGCUACUUCUUCUCGAAUGAACCCGGCUACUACAAGAAGGGAGCGUUCGGUAUCCGAUUGGAGAAUGUGCUGGAAGUUGUAGACACCGGGAAAACGCAUCCGUCGGGAAAUAAGUUUCUCUCCUUCCAGGAUGCGACGCUCGUGCCCUUCGAACCGAAGCUCAUUGAUCGCACUCUGCUUAGCGUGCCGGAGAAAAAAUGGCUGAACGAAUACAAUGCCCGCAUCCGGCAACAGGUCGGUGACGAGCUGAAACGGAAGCACAAAAUGGAUGCCUUCUACUGGAUGAUGAACAAAACCCGCCACGUUCCGGAGUACCUUACCGAACAGGACGUGCACGGUACCGCCAACACACGCCAUCUCGACUCCAACGUGAAAAUCGCGCUACCGAUCAUCUUGCUACUUGCAAAACUCACUCUUGCCUGGUUUUAAUGAAGCCACCGCAAACGCAAUUCGCCAGCAAGGAAACCAAUCCCAUCCCCUUUUAACGUGCGCUAAACCUUAUUUUGAGUCUUAAUCGGCACCCUUGAGACGCUGUUUUGCGAUAAUGUUUUCUGCCAUAUUUUGCAUCGUGCUACACAAACAGAGGAUUCGCACGACAGUAGAAGCGCACAACGGAUCGUUACAGAUGAAGCAAUAGUUGUUAAUUGGAAAAGCACGCACACGAUCACUCGCACAAAUCGAGAUGAGGAACAUUAUUUACAAUCGAUUUGCACCGAC